AUGGGUAAGGGAGACCCCAACAAGCCGAGGGGCAAGGCGUCCUCAUACGCCUUCUUCGUUCAGACCUGCCGGGAGGAGCACAAGAAGAAGCAACCGGACUCCCCAGUAAACUUCGCUGAGUUCUCCAAAAAGUGCUCGGAGAGAUGGAAGACCAUGUCUGCCAAAGAGAAGUCCAAGUUUGAAGACCUUGUGAAAGGAGAUAAAGCUCGGUAUGAUCGGGAGAUGAAAAAUUACUUUCCUCUCAAAGGGGAUAAGAAAGGAAAGAAAAAGGAUCCUAAUGCUCCCAAGAGACCCCCAUCUGCAUUCUUCCUCUUCUGUGCUGAACAUCGUCCAAAGAUCAAGGAACAUCCAGGCCUUUUUAUUGGAGAUACUGCUAAGAAAUUGGGGGAACUGUGGUCUGAACAGUCGGCCAAAGAUAAACUACCUUAUGAACAGAAAGUGGCUAAACUAAAGGAGAAAUAUGAAAAGGAUAUUGCAGCAUAUCGUGCCAAGGGCAAGGGAGAUGCAGGAAAGAAGGGCCCUGGCAGGCCAACAGGAUCUAAGAAGAAUGAACCUGAUGAGGAGGAAGAAGAUAAAGAUGAAGAGGAUGAGGAUGAGGAGGAUGAAGAGUAA
This is a messenger RNA of Dromiciops gliroides (monito del monte), 612 nucleotides long. Its product is annotated as high mobility group protein B2-like. Gene Ontology annotation, cellular component: nucleus. Gene Ontology annotation, molecular function: DNA binding, bending. Gene Ontology annotation, biological process: regulation of transcription by RNA polymerase II. Lineage: Eukaryota; Metazoa; Chordata; Mammalia; Microbiotheria; Microbiotheriidae. The record is from RefSeq and is a predicted model, not a curated record.